This is a messenger RNA of Nicotiana tabacum (common tobacco), 902 nucleotides long. The record is from RefSeq and is a predicted model, not a curated record. NCBI's taxonomy places the organism in Eukaryota, Viridiplantae, Streptophyta, Magnoliopsida, Solanales, Solanaceae.
AUGCAUGUGCAUGCAGAAGUUUGUGGAGUGCCGGAGAAAAUUUGUAGAGUUUGUGGAUUGCAAUCACAGGAGGAUUUAACAAGUCCAUUGGGGACAAGUGUCAGCGAGAUUGUAUGCAAAUGCUUAGAAGGAACGUAUGAUCUCUCUACACCGCUGUCAUACAAAGAAAAAUUUGGAGUUCAAACUUGUGCCAGUCAAGCAAGCAAAGAAGCUGGAGUGCAGUAUCAAGAGAAAACUGGACUACAAUCUCAAGACAUAGGCAGAAGUGAGAUUGGUUCCAAAUCUAUAGAUGCAAUAUGUGAUGAUGAUGAUGAUGUAGCUGGAAUGAUCUUGGAUAUUGCAAAUGAAUCUUGUCAACAAGCAUCUAAAGAUCAUGGUGAACAACUGCAAGAUAAAGAAAAUGUGGAAUUGCAAGAAAAAGAAAAUGUUGCACGCAAUAUUUUAGCUGAGUUGUCUCUUGAAAAAACACAAGAAGUGUCGCCAGCAGAGGAAAACAAAGAGGACACCAAUGAUGACAAUCUUAACCAAUAUACAAGGAAAAGAAAGAGAGACAGUAUUGGUUAUGAUGGUCCGUCAUUUUCUCUUCUUACUCCUACUCCUCCAAGUAUACAAAUGGACAUUGAUGCGACUUUGACUAUGGAGGGUGAAGGAAAUGUUGAAGAAGAACUUGGUCGAGGUAAAAGGAACAAGAAGUUAAGCUGGCAGUUGAAAUCUCCUUUUGAUAAGGAAGGAAAAGCAGUAAGUUCCAAGGCAGACAAUCAAAAUACUCUGAAGAGUUCAGGUUGGAUAAAACCAACCUAUACUCGUAGGUGUAUUUUUCAUUAUGCCAAAGAAGAUGAAAAAUUAGUGAAGAAAAUCAUUGUGUGGUUGGGCAAGGAGAAAAGGAGAGGUCGCAAAAAAGA